Schizophyllum commune H4-8 is the source of this 120-nucleotide messenger RNA. RefSeq lists its product as uncharacterized. Bases 1 to 120 code for a protein of 39 amino acids. The transcript has a single exon. The record is from RefSeq and is a predicted model, not a curated record. NCBI's taxonomy places the organism in Eukaryota, Fungi, Basidiomycota, Agaricomycetes, Agaricales, Schizophyllaceae.
AUGGACACUUUCACCUACGUUGACCUUGCCGCGGUCGCCGCCGCUGCCGUCGCGGACGAGGUCCCGCGCGACUUCGAGGACCAGAUAACCGACUACCAGAGCUACUGCAUCAUCUGCUAG